GUAUUUGCCAUUUGUACAGAUAACGAGAACAAAAUGAAAAAGAUGAAAGAAAUUCUUAAAGAGGAAUAUCCAUUGCUACUUACAUAUGGAUGCUCAGCUCAUUACUUAAAUUUAGUUGAGAAGCAGGUGACACCAAGUUUUCUGGCACAUUUAAUUGAAGUUAACAAGUACUUCCGUAAUCAUCACCAACCACGUGGAUGGCUUUUGGAUGAUAGGAAUGGAGUUAUGCCGCAACUUCCUAAUGAUACACGAUGGAACUCUCAAGUAGACUGUUUAAAGACUUAUAUUAAAAAUUAUAGCCACUAUCUUGAUAUUAUAGAGAAGCAUGAAGGUGAUAUUAAACAUAAUAUCAAGAAAAUUAUAGAUAAUGCUGCAAUUUUCAGGGAAGCUAAAAAUCUUCAAAUUCAACUGGAGAAAUGUGAGAUAGCUUUAGAUAAGGUAGAUAUGUAAAUUGACGUUAUUAGUCAUUAAAAUAUUGUAA
Messenger RNA from Hydra vulgaris (swiftwater hydra), 481 nucleotides. Lineage: Eukaryota; Metazoa; Cnidaria; Hydrozoa; Anthoathecata; Hydridae. The record is from RefSeq and is a predicted model, not a curated record.